AUGGCGGAAAGUGAUGCGGAAGUAUUGAAGGAGAAAGCAAAAGAGGCGAUAGACACGUAUUCUUCAGAGUUGUUUGAUCUUAACCGAUGUAUAUGGCAAAAUCCAGAGCUUGGCUUUAAUGAGAUAUACGCUCACGAUCAGUUAACAGAGUAUUUAGCAGCACGAGGUUUUGAUGUGACACCUCAUUACACUUUGGAUACCGCUUUUCGAGCUGAAACUGGUGAAGAUGGAGGCCUUACAGUUGGUUUGAUUUGUGAAUAUGACGCUUUACCAGAAGUAGGUCACGCGUGUGGACACAAUCUGAUUGCUGAAUCUGGUGUAGCUGCUGCUUUAGGUAGAUAUUAUAGACUCUGUACUGUCAGUUUACACCACAGGUAGCCCAAGCCCAAUUAAGCAUACAAUGGGCGACUUCAUGUACUCGGUUAACAUAACACCUCAAAAGGUCUUACAACGGAUCGCACACAUACGAAAGGCGCAGCACAAGUUUAUGUUUGCCAGACGUAACUAAUCGAUGACAUUAAUGACAUCAAUGAAAUCAAUAAGUAAUUAAUCGGUAAUCAGUUGAUUACUCAUUAGUCAUUGAUUAUAUCUGAUAUUCAAUGAGUAAUCGACAAAUAAUUGAUAGGCCACAAAAUUUUCAGCUGACGUUGAUUUGUCAUUGAUUAAUUAUUGAUAUAAUCUCAGGGCAUGCAAACCAAACCAAAUCGAAAAUAAAGAAACAAAGACUUCUUUGACAUAAAUGUCACUAUACAAACUUUUGUUAUUCAUGAUCUUUUACCCAGUAGGCAUUCUGUGGUGGCUGCCUUUCUCACAAAAGACACAGACUCUAAUAGCCAAGAGAGUAAGACAUAACUCGACCUUCUGAACAUUUCGUUUUUGAUAUUUCAGUUGCUGUCCAAUAAAUAAAUUUCAUUUGCCGUUCUGUUUUCGUCAUAGCCCAUAUACAUUGGUUUUCUACAUGCACGUUCAACUCCUAUUUGGCUAUAAGUUAGGAAAAAAAAUUGCUACAAAUUGUAUGAGAUGAGUAAAUCAAUGACUAAUCGAUGAGUAAUUGAUAGGCCACAAAAUUUUUCGCCAUCGAUUAGUCAUUGAUUACCCAUUGAUUAUAGUAAAUAAUCAAUGAAUAAUCAGUUGAUUACCCAAUGAUCAUUAUCGAAUACUCAUUGAUGUCAUUCAUCAUUGAUUAGUUACGUCUGGUAUUUGCUACCCCCAUUCUAUGGUUUAAGUUUGCUACCUAAUGACAAAGUCAAAAACUUUUACCCAAGAAAGCUUAAAGGAUGAGAAAAUAUACAACAUUAAUAUUAAAAAAUUAUUUUCAAUGUUAAUGUUUUCCAGAUUCAUAAAGUCGUAUGUGGCAAUUACAGCUGUAUCUGGUUUGGUCAUUUGGCAUACCGUAAAAUUCCAAAAAUAAGCCCCAGGGCUUAUAUUUUUCAAAGGCCCUUUUUGAGGGGCGUAUUUUUGGAGGGGCUUAUAUUCGGAUGGGCUUAUCUAUGGAGGGAAAUUUGGGUUUCAAAAUUGAUUGGGCUAGCCUUAUAGUUGGAAGGAAAUUUACCAUUUUUGCUUUGUUUUACUUUGUAUUUGAGGGGAAAUUUUCAAUUACAAGCCCCCGGGGGGCUUAUACUUGGUGGGGCGAUUUAAUGCAGUGUUUUUUGCGUUAAGAGUUUGGGGGGCUUAUAUUUGGAGGGGCUUAUACAAGGAGGGGCUUAUUUUCAGAAUUUUACGGUCUUUGAUAAGUAGCAAAAUUAAUUUCAAGCUAAAGACCCAAUUAAUGCAGAAAUGGUCACAGCAGUUUCAUAUUCUUUUGUUCAUAUUGAAAUCAGCCCUACUAGCCUCGUUCUUAGGUACAAAAUUCAAAAGAAUACCUUUUCUCAAGCAAAGCUAGUCAGGCUUAUUUUGAUUUAGACAAAAGAAUAUUAAUCCAGCAGCCAUUUUUGCAUAUUUGGGUCCAUGCAGCUUUGAAAGGGAAGGCCUUGAAACUGUAGUCCUUUCUAAAUCAGAGAAAUAGCCAAUCCCAAUCAUGGGGCAACAUGUACACUGCACUUUGAUUAGGGAUAAUUUGGAUAAAACAAUUAAGGAACAAAAACAACAUGGAAAAUUUGUAUAUUACAAAAAAGGAAGAUGGCAGGACUUUGGAAAAUUGAACAAAAUUUAGCUGCACAUCGCUUUGAAAGGCAGUACAUGUACAUGUAUCUGUUGUCUAUGUUUUUCUUUGAAGGUCUCAAGAUUGCUUUAGAGGCUGUCAACCAGAAGCCCAAGUUGAAAAUAGUAGUUUUUGGAACUCCAGCUGAGGAAGGAGGAGGAGGCAAGAUUUUGAUGAUUAAUAAUGGCUGCUUUAAAGGUGUUGACUUUUGUAUGAUGGUCCAUCCUAGCCCAGUGGAUAUGCUGAAACCAACCAUCUUAGCUCGAGAUAAAGUCACAGUCACCUACAAAGGUCAUGCCUCUCAUGCUGCAGCAUUCCCGUGGGAAGGAGUCAAUGCACUGGAUGCAGCAGUCAUGGCUUAUAACAGUAUAAGCGUGUUACGACAACAGAUGAAGCCCACAUGGCGAGUUCAUGGUAUCAUCACUGAGGGAGGUGUGAAGCCUAACAUCAUUCCUGACCGCACCCAGCUAAAGUAUUACCUUAGAGCUCCAACUGUCGAGGAGCUUGACUUGUUACGGCAAAAGGUGACAAGUUGUUUUGAAGCUGCAGCAACAGCUACUGGUAAGCACUGUGCACUGUUCUUCACUUGUUGAACACAAAGUAAUUUUUUUUUUAAACAAAACUAAUAAAGAGCUGUAGGGCCACUUCAAACUUUGAACUUCGCAAAUAUGUCUAUGAACAAAAUUUGUUGUUCUCACUCAUUUGCUAAUUGAUUUGGCACAUUUUGGGGAGGAAGGGUGGUGCAGUGGUGAAAGCACUUGCCUCCCACCAAUGUGGCCUGGGACUGAAUCCUGCCAUCAACGCCAUGUGGGUUGAAUUUGUUGUUGGUUGACUACCUUCCUCUGACAGAUAUUAUGUUCCCUGGGUACUCCAGUUUUCCCCUCUCCUCAAAAACCAACACUUCCAAAUUUCAAUUCGAUCUGGAAUGCGCGGACACAUUUCAACUAGUUCUUAAGAAUUCCUAAGUGCUCUGUGGGUAAACAAAUUACAAUUACAAUUACAUUUUGAAGUUCAUUGUUUGAAAUGGACCUUACUUACAUGUACCAGUACAUUGUGUAUGUUACCUCACAGCAACCAAUUUUCUGAGGGAGUUGCCUUGCAUUUUCUAAAACUGUUUUUUUUUUUUUUAUCUCAAGAGUACAAUGCAUAAACAAUAAAUUAGCAACGUGCUGUCAUUAAGACAGAAUCUAUCAGGAAAUUGAGUAAUUUCAAUUUUCAGGGGACAGAAAGCUUGUACCAGAAAAAUUUCAACAAUAUCACAAUUUUUGUGCAAUUUUGGAGUAUUUUGCAAAUGUGCUCUUCAAUUAGUUAUCUCUCAUGGGAGCCUGAGAAAUUAAAUGUCAAAUUUCACAUGAAUUGUGAAAGCACAGGUAAAAUUCUGAAGAUUUCCUGUGUAAGAUGUCAUUUUGGUGAAACUUGACAUUAAUUUUUCUUUUCUCGGGCCCUUGUGAGAAAUUUUGUUUGGUGUUAUUACAGAUAACUAAUUACAUCUAUAGCCCUUGAAAAAUUUUAAAAAAUGCGAUAUUGUUUAAAUUAAUAUUACUCGAUUUCCUGAUGGAUUCUGUCUUAAUCUUACUUUAAAUGGAAAACACAUAGAGGAUGGAUUAAUAUGGGUUAAUAAAAUUUUGAAAUUGAAAGUGGCACAGUAAUUUGAAAAUACAAAACUUCUUUAAAGUUCUUUUUUGAAAAGUUGCUUUUUUAAAGCUACACUGUCAGUACAGUUUAAGUCUGGAUACUGUUUGAAGAAAUAUAGUAUUUGUGAUAUUUUAACCACCAGAGACAGCAAAUUAUGGAACAAGAUCACAUCAAAUACCACUGCACUUGAUGAUCUCUUACCGCCGAGACGUACUAGGCACUUACGCAGCAGGGGCCAUGAUUACAUAUUACCUAGAGUUCGUACUUCACGUUUUAAAUCCACUUUUGUAAACAGAUGUCUUUUUAGCAUUGUCUGACACUAGUAGCUAGUUGUACUUUUUUUUAUCUUAAUUUGUUUCAUAUUUUAUAUCUAUUGUAAAUAAGGCACGGUUGAUGCAUUAUUGGUUUUUUAAUAAAGACUAUUAUUAUAUUAUUAUUAUUAUUACAUAAAAAAUAAUGAAAGCUACAAUGCACUCAAACAAUGAAGAUGUUGCCAUUUUCCCUUGUCUUUUAGGCUGCAAGGUUUUUGCAGAAUGGGGAGCAAUGCGUUAUGAAGACUUGGUCAGCAAUGACACCCUCGCUGAACUCUACAAGGCAAAUGCAGAGAGUUUAGGAGUAACCUUUAUUUGUGCAGAUUUUUCAGCGUCAACUGACAUGGGCAAUGUUUCUCAUGAAGUUCCCUCGAUUCAUCCAGUGUAUGCUAUUGACACUACAGCACCUAAUCAUUCCCAUGCAUUUACCACGGCAACAAUCACAGAGAAAGCUAACGAGAGGACCUUGAUUGCAAGCAAAGCAAUGGCUAUGACAGCCAUUGAUGUCUUGUGCAACUCUGAUUUGAUUGAAAAAGUGAGACAGGACUUUAAAAAUUGACUCUUUAUUGGGCGAUGACUGAUGGAUUAGCUUGUUCUAAGUGUUUAAACAGUGUGGAUGUCAUGAAAAAGAGAACAUAGAAGAAAGAAAGAAAAGAAGAAACACUUUGCUAUUCUUUUUGUGCUUUUCCCCACUAUCUAACGCCUGGAACAAACUGGUGAUGGUUGCACUCUUCAACAAAGACCGUUGUGAACACAGAACCUUUCAGAAAUGGUCCUAGAUUUUUGACUGGACUUAGCAGUAGCACUUAGCAUUUGUUUUUAGAAACACUUAAACUUGAAAGGACCCCUUUGCCCUCUCCCCCUCCCUUUCACACCUACAAUAAUGGACUUGCAAGGUAGUUGGUUAAUAUAUCCAACCAUGCUUGUACUCUAUUUUGUUUCUUCCCAACUAGAAUGGCAAAGCUAACGUGCUGUAAAUCCUCUAUUAAGCCCCCCCCCUCCUUCUCAAAUAAGCCCCCUCCCUCUAAUAAGCCCCCCCCCCCUUUUCAGGGGAAGAAAGUUAAUAAGCCCCCUAUCUAUUAACCCCCCUCCUCUAUUUAUUCUUCACUAAUAAAUGAUAGAAUGAAUUAAUCAACCUCGACUGUAAAACUUGGUGUAGACUGCUCCGGGAUGGUUUGCUUACCAACUGGAAGAUCGGAUUUGAUUCUGAUCCUAGGUUGCAUGACCUAAAACUUCUUUUACUUGGUCUUUUCCACUUUACAUACUAGUUCUUUAUGGAGAACUGAUACUAUCGUUGUUCUUAAAUUAAAUAAGCCCCCGUCUCUAUUAAGCUUCCCCCCCCCCUCAAAUGGGCUUAAAACAAAUAAGUCCCGGGGGGGGGGGCUUAAUAGAGGAUUUAAGGUAGUGAAGAAAAAUGCUUUUUUCAGAACAGCAAGAUCUACUGUAGUGUGGCGUCAAGAAAGUUUAGUCAAGAAAACUGAGAUUACCUUGUGAAAUAUAAUAAUUCCUUAAGAGAGUUUUGAUUUAAUUUAAAGAUGUCUCCAUGUGGGCAGUAGUCAAAAUUAUUAAGCAGAAGGCUGUUAUGAUACAUGUAGCUAUUGCAAUAACUGUCCUUGUGAAACGAGAAAUCUGAUCAAUUCAAAGAGAAACGGAAAUUUAACUUAUUUUACUGGUUUCUGUCUUUAUGUGUACCAUUUUAUCAGAUUAUCAAUUACUUCUGAUCUCACUUUCUUGAGAGGUAGGGGUCUUGUGAUCCGCUCUUGAAAUUGUGUGAUACCGCAUCUUUUGGGGUUCCAGUGUUACCCCCUGUUCUGCAACGCCGUUGGUAGAUCUUAAAACUGUGUUUAGUUUGCAUACACUUUCACAAACUUUCCUUGCUUUCGGGUAGAAGUGGAAUUUUAAACCUCCAAACAUGUCUUGAUUUAACUACAGUAUUGAACAUUACGCAAACUGGCGAUUGUGCGAUUGUGUAAUCCCCCUAUGCCGCUUCGGUUUCGGAAAGGUCCAUCUAAUUUAAAUAAAUUUCGUGCUGCUGAGAUUGGCCUUUGGGAUUUCUCGGGCAGAAAUUUUCAAAUAAAUUACGUCAAAAUUCAAGAAAGUUCUAAGACAAUGUGGCAGCAACACAGGACAAAGAUCCUUCCUACAUACGGCUGAUUUCUUAGGCCCCGUUUAUAUGGAGAAAACUUAUCCCGAGUAGAAAGGGUACCCUCUUUAGCGAGCGCUCAUAUUAAAAAAAUAAAGGUGAUCCCUUUACCCUAGCCAAUAGCGCUCGGGCAUACUCUGAUUGUUUCGAGUUUACCUGGAUGGGCGAACCAAAGCAACUUGGCUCGUCUAGGAUGAUGACCAAUUUUUUUUUUCCGAGGAAAGCUUUAAACGUUAAUUUCCCAGCAAGCAAAGCCACUUAUCCCGGUCAACUGGAUGAGACUUUUUGUUUUAGCACUGAAAAUACCGAGCUCAUGUCUAGGAACGGUAAAUCCUUUUCCUACCUCCCUACCACAGCGUACCUGCUGAAGGAGCGUAAGUUGCAAAAUGUAUACAUAAUAAACACGCUACCCUGCAGUGUAGACUUAGCGUUACAAGGUCUUUAAAAUUAAGGAACAAUAGCUGUAUUUCCCGGGGUGUAUUUCCUCUUGGUCAGUCCCCCAAAAAACUCAUCUCUAAAACCGAAAAAAUAAUCGAGUUUGCCAAGAAGGAAUAGCCAUACUGCCGGAGUUGGUGAAUGUUGCCCCUUUUUGUGGUAACAAAAGUCUUUGAUGUUGAUAUAGUUUAAAAGUUUUACCCUUGGUUCUGUCCCUUCAUCAGUUAAGUUCUAACAAGUCUUUGCAAACGAUCAAACAAAAGAAAAUGGUUUCUUACGUUUAAUUUAACCAUUGUGGCAAAAUGCUUACAUCACUACUCAAUGAUAAUUUUGUCCAACCUCGUUCCCAACGUAUUUCUUUCGUGAGCCAGCCUUGUUCCCAGGGCCUCUCUUCCGUCGUCUUACGUCACUCUUGAGUCGUGACACAGAAGACGAAAAAAAGGACCCCGGGAACGGAGUUUUUCGUCAACUGCACCAUUAAUGACGUAGCAUGACGCAGUUAACGAGUAAAAAACUCUGGGGGGCGAGGUUGAAUUUUGUCUUGACCUAAAACUUGGAAGGGUCUAUGGGAUCGUCCUUGGUCAUUCCUGUCUUGAUAGCAAUCAAUUCCACGGUUGAUUCCAGAGACUGCCACACGCGCAAAAGAACGUAGGGAUGAUGCCUGGGAUUGUUAACAAAAACCUGUAGGUAAAAUAUUUAAACAGUUUUAAAGACCUACCCUUGAGCAAGGCAUACAAGCAACUCUCUAUUAGCGAACCUUUAGGGUUGAGUUGGCCUUUGCCAUUUUUCAGUUGUGUUCUCGCAGACACUCUGCAAGGUAUACACAGCUAUAAGACGGACAGUUAGCAAGGACUUUUUUUAGGAUCCGAUGACGGGAUAGCAGAAAACGUUGCUUAAAAAGUGAAAUUACGUUCUUCCAGUCCUUAUCGCGAUCAUUACUACCCACAAUACUUUAUGAAAGGUAGGCGAACCCUUAUUUUAGCCGGGUUGUUCAACAUGUUCAAAGCAGGGUUAAGAUAACCCAUGGUUAGUGCGAAGUUUAAAUUCAAAUACGAAAGCUUAAAAAGUAAAUUCAGAUUAAUUCUUUUUGCCUGCAAUGUAGUGAUUUGAUGCUCCUUAAAUAAAAGAGAAAAUUAUCCCAGAAAAUACUUUUGAACAGAAAAAUAAGAAACCCAGAUUAAAAUUUAAUCCCGGCUUAGCGCUAGGUAAGGUAAGGUAACGCCUUUAUUUAUAGAGGGUAAACACGUGACAGUUAUAAUAAAACUGACAAAGUUGUGACCUUCUAUAAAACAUAGAAUCGAAUAUUAAAAUAAUUUUACACUGUCGUUAUAAAAAGAUAUGGUAGCUGAGUCAAAACUGAGCAGUUUAUCUAUAAGUUAUACAACCAUGAAAAUUUUUUCUUAAAACCUUCUCAAGACACAGCUACCCUUAACUGACUGGAGACCGCCCCUCCCCCCCCGCCCCCCACUCCAAAGAAUACUCAACCGUCGAUAAAGAAGGAAGUGAAAAAAAUUGGCAAGGAAAUACUGUUUCGUGUAGAAUAAAUCGCCUCCCCACUUCUUAUCUAUCUCAAACAAGCGAGACUUAAACGCUUUUAGAGCGUUCUAGUGUUUUUUUUUUUUGAGGUUCUCGUUCGGAUCAUCGGUAAGUCUCUGAUGCUAGUUGCAACGGUGACGUCUAAAGUGAGAGUUGACUGUGUGGGUGGAUCAUGGACCAGUUGCAUAGAAAUAUAACGGUUUAAAAAAAAUAGAUAUUUUAUUGAUUACAUACAUUGUAAUACUUACAUAAUGCAUGUACGCUAUCACAUCUAUAACAUAAAGAACCUACUACAAGUUCACUAUUUCAAAGCAAAUGACACUACCUACAUUCAAUGCUAAUACGAUGAAAAAAGGUACUACUAUGAUUACAAAAUAAUAAUAUUAAUAAUACAACGGUGUAUUUCAAAUACAGCAGAAUAACUGAAACUUUUUCCAUUAACAUUCAUGGUCGGCUACUAUGUUAACCCGUGAACAUAAAUGACUUUAUUUAAAGAUCUUAGAGAAAGGAUAGGUGCAUUUUAACGACAUUCAUAAAUAUGUUGCUUGCGUGUGAUUAUGAACAUGUAAUCUUCUUUUCUUUGCUAAAGUCCAAAAGGCAUAAUCGCUGUUUGAAAUUUCCCUUAAGAUUAUGUCCAGUUCAUUACAUCUAACUGAUAAAGUCCGAACAGAACACAUAAUGAAAAAAUGCUCAAGGGAUUCGCUAACUUAUUAACUUUGUUAACGUAUAUGCAUACGCCACUUGCACAUUUGCCAUAAUGAAUUCGUACCUUAUUUGCCCCCCAAUAUUUUGCAGAAGCAUUGUUUUCAGUUUCUCUUGGGACGGCAGAAAUACCCGUGAGAAACGAAAAACAAAGGUUAUGCAAUUUUUAGGGGGAGGGGGGCGUUGAGGGGGGGGGGAAAUAAGGUGCAUUAUGGGAGACGUGCAAGUGGCGCAUUUGAAUAAAUGUAAAUAUUUGUUCCUGCUUAGCGUGCGUAUAUCGAGUUAUGGAUGCACGCGGGAAGUUUGGAGAGCACGAAAGACGCUUAAGAGUUGCACGAAGCGAUAGCCGAGUGCAACUCUAGCUUCUUGAGUGCUCUUCAAGCUUCCCAAGUGCAUCCAUAACUCGAUAUACGCACAGCUAAAAGCAUGAGCAAAUUCUUUUAUAACACAAGUAGCUGACAAAAAUGCUUUCUUUUUAAUUAACUGCAAAAUUCUCGUAACGCGCGACACAAUAACAAACGCUUCUAUUGGCUGAUUACAAACACGCCACAAUCGUCUAGUUUGAAUGAAAAUCCUUUCUGUAAAACUGAGAAAGAAAAUUUGCUUCUUUAUUCGUUAACGAUCAACGGAAACUAAGCAGAAACAGUAAAAAGAGUCUUAAAGUUUAACUGAAGUUAAAAUACUCACAUGUUCGGAAGAACUCGUGGAGUAUGGUUUGGAUAUGCUGAAAAGAUGUUUACGUUUUGCUCGGCGAAAUCCAAAAAACAUGUUUUUUAGGGAAGACGAAUGUCAUCCUUCUUUAAACUUACAUUCAUUUACGAACAUUAGCUGGUCAUUACGGCUUCUUGCAGUAGAAAUUUUCCUGCUUCAGUGGAUUGUUUGGCGAUAACAAAAGUGCAAAAGUUUUCGUUACUAAGCCUACUUUAUAAUUAAAUUGUUUUGUAAAGGAUAAACAAACGUUAGAAACGGAGGACACUUUAUACAAAUUGGAUAUUUUCCGACACAGACCAGUUUCUGGUCUUUUCCCACUUAAAUGUCAGCCUUUAAGGCAGACUUUUCAACGAAUCAUUCAGGCCCUAUUAUUUGCGAAACAUCUUCACCGCUUUUGCUGUUGGUUUAAGUGGCUAGAACGAAGCUAAAUUUCAAAACAAAUCUAGGAAGUUUUUCAUCAUUGCCGUCGAUUUUUGGUUACUUAGGAAAAGAGACGACAAAACACAGCUGAACACGUCAUCAUGAAAAAGAUCUUUAUUUACGCACGGGCGUGCGUAAAUAAAGAAUUUGUUCAUAGCGGCGCAAUAGGACUUAUAUAAAGGUAAGCACGCGCGCUAUGUUAUUUGAUAUAAACACGAGAGGGGUUGGGAGAAUUCGAGACAGUUAUGCAAACCCGAGACGAAGUCGAGGGUUUGUAUAACUGUCGAGAAUUCUCCCAACGCCUCGGCAUAUCAGGCUAUGCAAACACAGGAAAAAGGCAAAGUCUUGUCCACGAAGUCUUGCACGCGUAAUCAGUUCUUGUUUUGCAAAAAGAUGCUUUCCAAAAUACGGACUUUUCUCGCUUAAAAUGUCAGCUUAAGCGAAAAAAGAUUGACACACUUUCUUUGCAAAGAUUUUCCAAGUUUCAGCCGAUGAAGGAAUGGGUAAAUAAAGUACACUUGUCGAGUUUUGAACUUAAAAACUCUUUCAAAUUCAUGCUUGCGUGAUUAGCGCGCAACCCGGGGGGGGGGGUACUCCCUUACAAGAGCCUAAUGGGGAUGUGCCGCUGGAUGGGGUCGCAUUUUCACGACUGGAGUGACUAUAAUGGGGUCGCAUUUUCAAUAGAGUUACUAGAAUGAGGUCGCAAAUUCUCGAAUUUUGGGGGUAAGUAGGGAAACAAAAUGGGAAGAUUCUCAGUUAAAAAGAUCAGAAAGUUGUUUAUUAAAUUGAACAAUAAAAAAGUGACUAAGAUGGGGUCUAUAAUUGGCCAAAAAAUAGACUAAAAUGGGGUGGGAGCUCUGAGAGGCCAGCGGCACAUACCCAGCAAACAUUAACCCAAGUACCCCCGGGGCGCGCAAAAAGCAAAACAUCUUGACGCCACAACCAUGUUGACAUACUCUCAUGCAAACACUCCUCUCAGCCAAUCAGAGCGCGUGUACUAUCUUAGUUAUACUCCGCGGGUCAGCGCUAUUAGACCAUAUCUUGUAUACAGUAUGUUGUGGUUCAAUUUUAUCCUUGGUUCAAGUUUUAUUUUCCUUUGUUUUUGGGUAUGGUAACGUAUGAUAAUGAGUUUAAAACAAAAGGAAAUAAAAUUUAAACCAAGGAUAAAACUGAACCACAACAUAUAUUUAUGUGAAUGUGUGAGUCAAGUAUGAAACAGAUUGUUGGAAAAAUUCAACUUACUUGCGAGGCCCAGAAGACGCAAAUAAACAAUAUAAACCAUAUUUCUUUUCUUUGAUUGUCGAAUUUUGAUUCAAUAUUACUUAUGAGUUUUAUGCACUUCACAUUCAUGAGCAAGACCAAUUGACUGGAAAGCCGUGUUAUGAAAAUAUCAGUGAUUAUGGAAACAGAUUACGCUUGAAUUAACUUCAUAACAGGAGUCAUUAUGCAAUUAAAUAAUAAUUGGCUCCCCCUUUCCUCUAACCCGCCUCCUUCGUGAAGUGGGACCGACUGCACAGCCGGCGUACAUUGUUACUGGGAACGUUCUUGACUAACCUUAAUGAGGUAAUUUGUUCCUUGCACAAGUUGACUUCUAUAUGACAUGGAUUCAAAUAUUGGAAAGUCUUGGUGUGCCAUUUCCUCUGCUUUGGACUUCACCUGUCCGAGAGACAAGUUGAAGUUAUUUUUCACCCUGUUAGUAAAGAGGUGCGAAAAACUAAAUACCGUUAAGUCCGAGUCAUAUGCACCCUAACUAUACGUCCCUUCACCUCUUCUCUGAUAGUAUCAUCUACCGAUUUACAAUAAUUGAAUAUUCCGGCUAUAUUAGAAAGCCUUCUACUCACAUUUUUGCCUUUUUAGUCUCGCUUGCUUUAGCGGGGAGACUCAGAAAAUGCAAGCGUUUCUUCUUUUUUUUCUUUCGUGUUUGGGCCCUCUAAGGGGGGUCAUAGUCCGAGGCGUUCGUAGCAUAGACCGUGGAAACUGGGGAUAAGUAUCUCUGCGUGACAAAAGCCAUGCAGUGAAGAUUAAUGCGAAUGAUGCAGAGCUUUUCCGGAACGGGUCGGUCUACGAAUUCUAUCGCUUGAAAGUGUCGAUUAUUUUGGAACAAGUGAAUACUUCAGUGGUUGAAAUAAAGGAGAAAAAAAUUUCGAUGGAGAAGUUAUGUAAACUUUCAGUGUAUGCAAAUGAGUCUUGUGAUGAUCAUGCGGUUUAUUUUCGGCGAUGUUGAAAUGACGCGCUAUGUUGAUCACGUUUCGCCAAAAACGAUUCAAAAAGAUUACUCGACAGUCGAUAAAAAAGGGACAUAAAAAACUUAUAGCAAGGAAAUCCUGUUUCGUGUAGGAAGCCACAUUGUUGCAAGGCGAAGAGUUCGAAAGCAAGUGAAUUUAAACUCCCGUGAAUUGAGGAAUCGACGUUUUAUGGCAGAUUCACUAUUUUUGUGUGUGUAUUUAAUUGAGAAUUUUAAUGGGGUUAACCGAUAGGCGUAAAGCGGCCAAAAAUUUAUUCGAUAGCCGUAGAAAUUGAAAAAUUUUAACCGUUAGCCGUAAAUAGGGUAAAAAAGUUAACCGUAAAAGAAAUUGUUCCCUAGAUUUGUUAAUUUUAAGGAAGGUGCUAAACUCAUUUAUGCGUUGUUUAUUUUCCGGCUACUUUGACUCCGCGCGCACGUUAGGCUAAGCGCCUCAAGUUGUGACCUAGACCUAGACUCCAUUUCCGCUGCUCUUUCGAGGAACUAAUUUUUUGCAUAGCGAAAAUCUGGCUUCUUGCUGGGGAUUAAAAUUUGCGAUUUUCAGGAGGUCGUGCCCUCGAAAUACUAGUGAAACAACACCCAGAGAUGUCACUGUUUGUAAAACACGUUGCCGAUAAACAACAAUUCCCUGUUUUUCUCUGACGCUAAGGUAGACAUUGCCAUGCCUAGUCCCUGUUCGGCGUCUUCCCACGCAAUCUCGGUGAAGGCAUGUCGGUGGCGUAUCUGAGAAAAAAAACUCGCUGGGACCACGUGACCCGAAACGCAUUAGCCGCGCGGAAUAACGAGGCCUAUGGACAAGGCAACGGCUGACAGUCUUUCUGUACAGUCCUUCACUAUCAUUAAAAAAACGGGACAAGGGAAUUUUGUUAUUGGCCGUUUUCAAACUAGAGCUAGAAAUGGAUUAUCCUUGUGAGACUGGCUUGUGCACAGUCGCCCCCUCCCCCACAGACACCCCUUUCCCGAUUUUUCUGAGGGGAGGGGGCGGCUGUACACAGGCUAUCAGAAACGGAUAAUCCAGCUUCAAACUGUCCGUCAAAAUUGACGGAUAAAGUCAGGUGGAUUGUUCAUUCAAAAUUAAAACCCUUUCCAUUUCAAAUUAAGAAGUAUUACCUAUCUGACGCGAAUUUUCAAACGAAUAACCCACCUCCCACGAAUAAUCCGUCUCUAGUGUGAAAACGGCCAUUUUUGUGUCUUGAGUUGCGAGUCCGCGUGUCUGCUUUUGCUUUUUCACAAAGAUUAUUUUUAAAUUGACUAUUGACAUUUCUAUGCGUAAAAUAGUAUUAGAAAUGGAUUACUUUAUAAAUAGUAGAAGUACCAAAUGUUAAAACUUCUCAAAAGAAUAACUUCAUUUUAUUCCGAGAUGAUCCUAGGACCGUUAUUUUGCUUUGAAGAUACAAAAAAUAGGUGAGCACAGGAGCCCAUCAAAUUGAUAGGCUCUUGGUGAGCACCAGCAUGGCGUCUCCAUACAAAUCUCUAUAAAUUUGGGUAAAACAUUUGUUCGGAUAUCUCGUAUACGAAAUAUACCGCUGACCUGAAUCUUGGCGAGGGUCUUUGUAUAUGUACCUCCUUUCAUUUCCCAGAUUCUGGACUUUACCUAUUGAACGGUUUUGAUUUUUAUUUUGAUCUAUUUUGAAUCGCGUGACACUGAAAACCAGCAAUUUGGAGAAUAUUUGCGAAGCUGAACAACCCUAAACGUGCACUAUCGAAGAUGAACGUAACAUCGAUGGAUCGAUGGAGGUAAGCAUGUUUUAGACAUAAUUUUAAACUAGGAAUUAUUUUGAAUGAAUAAUAAAACAAUUAUUGAAUUCGGCUUCCGUAUCAUAUGAAAAAUUAUGGAUAUCUCGGAGGGUGUUAUCCAUCGAGGCCGUAUAACACCCUCCUCGAUAAUUCUUCAUAAGAUACUCAGCCUCAUUCAUUAAUUGUUAAAUAAUAAAUUCUUUAUUAUGUUGAAGCGUAACUCUAUUAAAGUUCAUUCAAACACUCGACCACACUGACAGCUCGCACUAGAAAUGAGAACCGGCUGGCCGUAUGGGUGAUUUUGGAAGUUUUUUGAACGGUUUCGCUAAAAGCCCACGAUUGAUCGUCCUGAAUAUUGACUGAGUACAAUUUGUCUCGAAAAAUUAUGAAAUACCGCAUUCUGUCCGAGGUCUGUGUGAUAAAUAGUACUGUUUCAGCUCAGUUGUGAGGUUUGCAAGAAUUUGUAAAGUAAAAAAAUUUGCAAAAAAAUUCGGCCUGAUUUGUUUUCCAAGAAUUUGUUUUCCAGGCCAAAUCUACUGUGAUCAAGAGCCAUUAUGGCUCUUGUGACAUCGAAGAUGUUUGCUAUUUUUGGGGUGUACAUAUAAGGCUAUCAACUCGAUGUAAGAUGUUUCACUCUAAAAUACCUUAGCCUUUCCCUCAAAACUCACAUGAAUGUGCCCUUAAGUUAACUGAUUUGUGGAUUACAAGUUUAUUGUUUGACUUAAAUUAUAGAUUUAUUAAUUGGAGCUUCGCUUUUAGCCCUAGCUAAAACUAUAUAUUAGGCUUUACAGAUAUUUCAUAUAAUUCAUUAUAGUUAUUGUAUUUUUAUAUAUAUUUUUAAAUUCAUGUAAAGUGCUUUUGAUCAUUUUAAUGUUAAAAAGCGCUAUAUUAAGUGAAUAAAUUAUUAUUGUUGUUAUUAUUAUUAUUAUUAUUAUUAUAUUUUUAGCCAAUUUUAUUGACCAUCCUACAGUACAAAAGAAUAUCUUGACGAUCAUAGUGUUUGAGCUGCUGUUACUUACAUGUGCUUUACUUGGAGGUUUAGCCAAGUAAAUGUAAAAAAUACAGGAAGAUGUUGCAUUUUUGAGGAUAAAUGAAAUAGUAACGAAUUGUAAAGUGGGAGGAUAAACAAUAGCAAUGAAAAAGACAGCUUCUGACAUUCAUAUUGAUAAAAGUGUUUGAUUUCGAUUUUUUUUCUGGUUUGGGUGUUAAGCCAAAACAGAAUAAUGUUAUCGGGGAAACAAGGCAUUUCGAAGUUAAGUCGAGAAGGGCAAUAAUAGAUUAUAGAUGUUACAAAAAAAAAAAAGUUUACGUGAGGAGGGUACCACAUUAUGCUACAGCUUAAACUAAUACCUGGUCGCAAAUCUUUUGAACCUUUCCAUCGGCCACUUUCAGGUCGCUCCAUCCACCAACUUCAACCUGGGUAGACAUGUUGUCUAGAAGUUUUUUAAGUCAGAAGUCCGUCUGAGAAAUUCCCAACGAGGACUGAUAAAAAGCGAGAUAACUCAAGAUCAGUUAAAUUCACAACUGAUUGGUGGCAUGACAUAUGACGUAAGGAUUAGUUUCUUGGAAUGCGGAAUAUAGUUUUGUUUUUGAUUAAGGGGUUUCCCGUAAAGUGUCAAGUUUUUAUUUGCCAUGCCAGGACUUGUGAUUUUAAAGAAAAUUUAAAAUCCCGUGAACUGUGAACGACACGGCAGUCGUGAUACGUGAAACAAAGAAAUUAUUUUCCGAUAUCGUCGUGAUAACUGACGACAAAACGCAUUGUUUAUAGUAAAAACAUUCUCGUCGAAGACCUACGAGGGCUACAAAGCAAUACCCCAGGGGUGGGGUACUCCCUUAUAUAAGCUAUAUAGGUAUGUGCCGCCCCAUCGGGUAGGGUUUUUGCGCCGUUUUGGUCUGAAAACGAGUAUACACUUUGGCCAUUUUGGUCUGGAAUCGGGUAUGGUUUUCGGGGGAAAUACAGGAGUGUAUGAUCGAAUAAUUUAUCCGUUGCAAUUCCAAAUGAGUAAGAAAGAGAGAGAAAUAUGCGAAUUCGAUUUGAUUUGAUGAAUUUGUUUGUUUGCGCUCUAAUCUAAGUAAUGAUAACAUAAUUUCUGCCUAAAGGCCAGGUCUGAAAACAGGUAUGGAUUUUAGAGGACUGGUCUGAAAACGGGUGCGGAAAAUGACAGAAUUCCUAGGAGUAACCCCCCGGGGCAAUGCUAAGCGGAAGAACUGUUAAAAUUUGAUCGUAGUUCGCAGCCCUGCAUGAAAAUUGAAUAAAUCAAACAGAAUGGCCUCAAUGUACAAUAUGACAAAGAUUUAGAGUGGAACAAAACAUAUGGUGAAAAGACUUGAACAAAAUCUGUAUAAACAGAUUUGAAAAUCCACGCACAAUAAUAGAGAGUAAAACAUUUGUUCGUGGACUGUUUCUUUGGUCUACAAAAUUAGAUUAUUUAAAGAUCUGCAAACAUCUCUUAACUGCCAAAGCUGUUGUUUGACAACCUGAGGUUUUCUUUCUGAGUACUUACGUAUUGCAGCUUCUCAGUUGGUGAGAAUCUGAUAAGUAUAGUUGCAGCAAGCAGCUCCGUAAGCUAAAAGCAAUUAGGAGUUGAGUGGCCCAUUUUAUAGCACAAUAGAGAGGAGAAGGCGUUACGUCACGUUGCCAUGAUAGCAUAAUUUCCAGAUGACAACAAUGCGAAAGCGUCACUUAAAAAGUGAAUUCGCACUGAUUCGAACUUCAUCGAUCGAUCUUAUUCAGUUUCAUUUAAUUUGUAAAAUCUUGGCGAAAUUGUUUGGUGUUGAAUCCGAAAGGACCGUAUCCGAGUUUAGUUUAAGAAAAAGAAAAUUCUUGUGUUGUGUUCACCAACUCCACUAAAGUGUUUGCGUGAAAUUAGGAAGUUUCAAGUUGCAAACGACGGCUAAGAAAUGUACAAAAAAAAAGCGCGAUUGUUGCUUUGCUAAAAUAGACCGAUUGCUUUUUAGUCGUUCUAGUUGCCGUCGCCGUCGUUGUUGCUUAAGUUCCCCACUUUUGUGAUCCAGAAAUGUUGCUACCAUGCAUGGAAACGUGACGUUACUUCUCCUCUCUAUUCAAUAAUGAUGCAGGGAACGGGAAAGUCGUUAAGUUCAGGGAGUUGUAAAAUGAAAUUAUGUCAAAGACAUUUCACGUUCUGCGAAAAGGCUAAAAAGAGUCAGUAGACUUUUAAGAAAUUUAAUGGAUGCCUGCAACUUACAACCUGAAUCAGCUUUGUUUGCUUGAACAAAGAAUGACUAGUCAACAUGGUCAAUGAUGAAUGACGGCUCUGCACUGCCGAAAGCCAAUAUCAGUGACCGCAAAUCAGUCCGCGAAAGUAGUUUCUGCUAAUUGACUUCAAGGACCUAAAAAGUUAGCAAUAAGUGGUAAUCACUUAGUUUAGUUUGAGAAUCUGAAGUUAAAGCGUAGUUGCAGCAAGUUUCGAAGACUUCAAUCAAGAGAGAGUGGCUCAUUUUAUAGCACAAUUUAAUAAUAAUGCAGGGCACGUGAAAUUCAUAACUUCGUAAAAGUGUUCCGGGUUUUACAGACACCCCAAAAUAUUUAAUAGGGAGCAUCAAAUAAGGCAGUCGAAAAAAGUCGCGCCUAAAGGAAAAGAAUAAACAUCGUCAUCGCAAUAUAAUGUUUAUAAACGUACAUGUGAUGUGUCUACGCGCGCAUGUAUGGCUCUAUAAACAAGGCAUCCGUAGGUAAAGGAUGACCUCGACUCACAACCUGAAUCAACUUUGUUUGCUUGAACAAAGAGUGGCUAUUUUGAGCAAACCGGUCAAGGUUAUUCUGCUAGGAAAGCCAACAUCUAUGACCGCAAAUCAGUCAACGUGAGUAGUUUCUGCUGAUUGACUUCAAGGAACUAAAAAGUUAGCAGUAAGUUUUAAUCACUUACUUCGUUUGUACGAGAAUCUGAAAAGUUGCAGCAAACAGCUUCGUAGACUUUAAUCAAGAGAGAGUGAAUUAUUUUAUAGCACAAUUUUACUAAAGAUGCAAGGCACGGGGAAGUCAUGACGUCAUAAAACCAAAGUACGUUUAACACAUUUCACGUUCUUAGAACAUACUGGAAAAAGUCAACAGACCUUAAAGAAAAACUAAUGGAUGACUGCAACUCACAACCUGCAUGAAUUAGCUUUGUUUGCUUGAGCUAUUUUGAACAAAUCGGUCGAGGUGAUUCAGUGAUGACUGCAAAUCAGACCACGUAAUUAGUUUUUGCUAAUUGAGUUUACUUACCAAAAAUAGGAACUAAUUACAUACACUGCUUCUUGUUUAAUUCAUGUUCGAAAAAGUAAACCUUUGCCCAGCUAAGAGAAGUUGAAAACAUUAUUUAUAUUCACACAAAGUCAAAAGAGUAGGCAAAACGUUGUUAUGUAAAUCCGUAGAUAGAUAAUAGCAUCGGCAGUAAAAACAAAGCUAUAUAAAUUUGUUUUUCGUAAGUGCGCUCCUCGUUUUUUGAGCACUACAGAAUCGUCGUUCAGUUACAUCUUUAAUUUGUUUCCGCCCUCAAAUUAAACAAGUUAAUAGGCCUUUUUAUCUUGUAGGUUUUCUUUUUCCAAUUCAGGCUACGUCCACAGGAAUCCAGAUUUUUGUGAAACCGCAUACCUUUUUUUUACACGAAUCGGCCUUCACGCAUAAACUAUUUUCUUAAAUUAAAAAAAAAAAAAAACAUAGCAGUAAGAAGCCUUUUCGACGAUUUGGUACCAUUUAUUCAUCAAUAGACACCUCUUAGCCAAUGUUUUACUCUUUCGUGUUAUCCUUCUUGCUGGGGAAAUUUCGAUCACGCUUAUCGCCGGCUUUGGACUUGUCAGCGACUUCUCCUCUCGUUUAUUGUCUCCUCGUUGUUCAUUGAUCUCCCUGUGUAGAAAUAUCAGAAAGCCGGAUUCUCAACCCUAACAUCAAAAUCUCAUUUAAUGUCGCUAUUCAUUUUCUUUAGAAGUAGUGGGGCGAAUUUGCUGAUCAAGUAGAUUCAUCUUCAAGUGGUCAUAGCAUGUCCUUAAGUCUCAAGACCUCUCUUUUUUAUAGAGCCUUUAUAUCACAGGUCUUACAGGGAUAAAUUUUCAGCUUAUCACUUUCAUUUGGCCGGGGUUUAGAGUACCGUAAGACCUGCGUAAAUCGCUUCAUCUUUACCAAUUGCAAUAAACUAAUUCGAAUUCCCGAACGCUCAAUUGAUUGUACAAGCGCAUUAAUGUUUGUCUUAUCCAUUCUAAAGCUUACCAGGAAUGCUAUUGAAUUACAAACUGUGUCGUAAAAAUGUUAAUGAAUAGAAUGUUUGUCUAUUGUCCCAAAUGAUUUUCAAGAAAAUGUUAAUUAUGACUCGAAUGCCAGUUGGCGUUAAUGAAAGUAUAUUUUUCUCUUUUGUAUGUCGAAUGACGCAGAUGAAUGCCCAAAAAUGUUAUUGAAUGUUGAUUAAAAUGCAAAAAUCGUUAUUGAAUCUGAUUUAUGUGCAAAUGUUCGCUCUUUCGCGCUAAUGAAUGUAUCUUCGCGCUGUUGCAUUGGUCGCCGUUUCACGCAAAUGAAUGCGUAUUUUCUUUUAAUGAACAGCAAAAGGUGUACUAUAGGAUAUGAACCGUAUUGAAAGGUAAUUACGUAACCUAAGACGUCUGCAACAUCAUGACGCCGAAAUCGCAAUCAAUGCAAUGUGGUACAAAUACUCUGGAAUAAAUUGUUUUCAAGAGAACGUGAGGUGAGAAGACCAUCGGUUACUGUUCACUUGGAAACACGUAUUUCUCGGGUUUUUCUACAUGUAACUAACGGUCACCGCCUCAGUUUUCUAUACCCUGCUUGCAAAAGUUUGAAUGUAACUAAGAAUUCAAUACCUUGGGUAUCCUCAGGCCGCUUAAGGAAUGACUAGGUACCUAAUUUUAAAGAGGCAGUCUCCCUAAAAGCGUUCCACUCGAUUUCGGACUCGACAAAACUUUUGCCUUAUAUUUUUAUCAUCAAUACUACUAUAUCCAUCCUAAUAACGAAAUUGCAGUUAGAAUGAGGAAAUUGUUUAUUUUACCGCCAUUCCCAGCAUUUCUUUGCUGGACGACCGUUAGCGGCUAAAAUAUGCAAAUUUUACAUGCUGUUUCACAGGUUUUUAAACUGUCGUUCAAAAGUACUUCGGGUCAUCAAAUCCUAGACUAUUUGCACUCAAUUGGAAGCAUAUUACUUCUUCUUAUUGCUCCAGUACCAUUUAGGUACUAUCUUUCCGUAAUCAGUGCAAACUGGUCGUCUUUAUUUCACUAAUCCAAUUAAGAAAGCCGAAUGCACGAAUAAAUGCCUCAAAAACAUGACAAUGUUUUCCAAUGUGGCACUUAAGCCAGACCUAAAAACAUGUUUCAGUUAAAGAUUAAGAGCUAGUUUGUCAAGUUAUGUAAUAAAACUUAUGGCACAACGCGAUUCAGAGUAGAAGGAUUCGACUUAAAUUUGCAUAUUGGUGCUGAAUUCGCAUUGCGUGACGCCGGCUGCUGUGAUAGUAAAAAAAUUCUUCAUGAUCCUACAAAUGACAAUUUUUCUGUUUUUUUAACUUUAUCAACAAGAAAACGGAUCUGAAAUAGGUUAAGCAUAUAGAAGAUUAAGUUUACUUUUCUACUAACCUUCGUAUUAAUAGUCUCGGUCGGCCGAGAGUUGUAGGCCAGUAGUUGGCCUUCUUGGUAAGAGUGGGUCGGGAAAAAUACGCAUUGCUCCCUACCCCACCCCCUCGCCCUUUUUCCUACUCGCAUCUCUCUGAGGGUCGCCCCCACAAUCUGAGCGCCUGGAAAAGGCUAUCCGACAUACUUCAGUCGCGUUCUAAACGAACAUUUUUGUUUUAGAGAUACUAUGGUUGGCCAUCCGUUUCAAAAUUAUGACAUCGUGUAGGUGGGCUUUUUUGCCGCGUAUAAUCGUUUAUAAUCGCUAUGUAUGGGCUUUUAUCCCAUAUACAACCAUUUAUAUCGCGUAUAUACGCGUAUUUAAUACGCGUAUAUGUGCAAAAUCAAAUGCACGUCUAUACGCGUUGCUAAAAACCCGUAUAUAUGCGUACCUGUCAAGGCCCACGUAUACGCGUGCAAAAAUGUGCAUAUACGCGGGGUUCAGAAAUCAGACUUGGUAUAAGAUGGCACGAAAAGUGCCUCUAACGGAAUAGGUUUCAUGUAUCGUGGCAAUGAAAAGUGCCUUUCGCAAUGCAAACAUGGCUUCCUCUCUAGCUCUUGUAGUGAUAUGUAUCUUGUCAACUAGUUCUUACAGUUCUCCCACAACGGAUCUUCUGGAGACGGUUUCUCGUCUAUUAAGGGGUUGCUCCAGGUUUUAUCCACACGCCGAUCGAAACAUGGCUGAAAACUUGGUAGUCCGCCUUCAGGUAGCUGUCGAUUCAGUUCGUCGUUUGGUAGAGUCGUUGGACCCAGACGAUCAAGGAAAUGAUGUCAGAAUACCAGAGCUUGAAUCACUGUUGAGGCAACUUCAAUACUUAUUAAACAGAUGGGAGAUGCUGGCAAUAAGAGCAAGUUCUUGCACGACAGUUCGCCCCAUAAGGACUUUGCCAGGUUGGUCAGGUCCUAUAAAUCAAAGAGCGGGUCGUCCGGCCUACGAAAUUUCUACACAUCAGUUGGAGUUUCUAAGAAACAGAAUGAGAUUUAAUUGGUCCCAGAUAUCAAGAAUGUUAUUAGUUUCUAGAACUACCCUUUGGCGCAGAAUUAGAAACCUGGAGUCAUUUUCCAGUCGACAUUAUUAUACAGCCAUCACGGAUUCAGAUUUAGAUGAAUUAAUUCGAGGUUUAAGACAAGGAUUUCCAAAUUCUGGUAUCAGUAUGAUGCUGGGACAUUUGCGAAGUAGAAAUAUUUUUGUGCAGCGUCAGCGUGUUAGGGAAAGUUUGGUUCGAACUGACCCUGCAGGGAGUGCAAUGAGGUGGUUUAACACUGUCACAAGGCGUGUUUACAGUGUCCGAAGACCUAAUUCUCUCUGGCACAUUGAUGGACUGCAUUGUCUGAUCCGUUGGAGGUUCGUCAUACAUGGAGGUAUCGAUGGGUUUUCCAGACUUAUAGUGUAUUUAAGUUGUGCUACAAAUAACUAUGCCUCCACUGUGCUUGCGAAUGUAAUAAUAUUAUUACAUUCGGUUUUUGUGAUAUCUGAAAUAAUCGAGGUCUUAGGUGUUAUCAGCUGAAGCCAAUUACAUUUUCCUUGCCUUUGCUUAUUCUGGUCAUCACAAAAACCUCAUCCAAUAAUUGUUUAUAAUUCUUUGUGAGAGGCCUAUUCACUAAAUGUACAGCAUACAUGUUUCCAUUUGUUAUUUUGGUUUUGAUUUUAACAUGACAUGAUGUACCUUAAUUCUGGUGUGCUUGCAUAAGUGCCAAAAUAAGUUGCUGAGUUUCCAAGUAGAGAUCCACCCCAUAGUUAUCACUCACUGACAGAGGUUGAAUAUGAGAAAUAGCUCCAAGUUCUGUGUCAGUUAAUGGAAUGUUUGUAUCUGGUACAACCACACUACCCAGGUCAAACUCAUUUGGUGCAGGUCCCGUUGGAUCUUCACCAUAUAACUCAUCUGCCUGGCUGUUGUCAUCAAAUAUGUCCCUGACUGUAGUAUUCCCAGAAUUAUCUUGUGAAAUAACACCAUUUACCCAGAUCUGGCAAGGAGUCCAAUGACCUUCUGUGCGUACAGGAUGAUUAUUCCAUGCUUCAACUAGGAGAUUUAACUGGUGGUUUAUUCUUGGAAGAAAUAUGUAAUGUAAACAGAACACAUCUAUAACACUUGUUGAUUCCAGGAUACCAUUUUCUUCCAUUUGGUAAAACAGAGUGUAGAAGAAGUGACCAACUCCUAUAAAGACAUCUCUCCACAGUCGCUCAAUCCUUUGAUUGUGUACAGAGAGUCCAGCAAUCAUGCUUCCCCUGUUCAACCCUCUUUGCCUAAGCAUAGCUCUUGCUACGUCUAGAUUUUCACCCCCUUUGUCUGAACGUACUCUAGAGGGCCAUCCAUAUCUCUGCACAGCUGCUAAGAAGAGGGCAAGCACAGUCGAGGCAUAGUUAUUUGUAGCACAACUUAAAUACACUAUAAGUCUGGAAAACCCAUCGAUACCUCCAUGUAUGACGAACCUCCAACGGAUCAGACAAUGCAGUCCAUCAAUGUGCCAGAGAGAAUUAGGUCCUCGGACACUGUAAACACGCCUUGUGAUAGUGUUAAACCACCUCAUUGCACUCCCUGCAGGGUCAGUUCGAACCAACUUUCCCUAACACGCUGACGCUGCACAAAAAUAUUUCUACUUCGCAAAUGUCCCAGCAUCAUACUGAUACCAGAAUUUGGAAAUCCUUGUCUUAAACCUCGAAUUAAUUCAUCUAAAUCUGAAUCCGUGAUGGCUGUAUAAUGAUGUCGACUGGAAAAUGACUCCAGGUUUCUAAUUCUGCGCCAAAGGGUAUUUCUAGAAACUAAUAACAUUCUUGAUAUCUGGGACCAAUUAAAUCUCAUUCUGUUUCUUAGAAACUCCAACUGAUGUGUAGAAAUUUCGUAGGCCGGACGACCCGCUCUUUGAUUUAUAGGACCUGACAAACCUGGCAAAGUCCUUAUGGGGCGAACUGUCGUGCAAGAACUUGCUCUUAUUGCCAGCAUCUCCCAUCUGUUUAAUAAAUAUUGAAGUUGCCUCAACAGUGAUUCAAGCUCUGGUAUUCUGACAUCAUUUCCUUGAUCGUCUGGGUCCAACGACUCUACCAAACGACGAACUGAAUCGACAGCUACCUAAAGGCGGACUACCAAGUUUUCAGCCAUGUUUCGAUCGGCGUGUGGAUACAACCUGGAGCAAUCCCUUAAUAGACGAGAAACCGUCUCCAGAAGAUCCGUUGUGGGAGAACUGUAAGAACUAGUUGACAAGAUACAUAUCACUACAAAAGCUAGAGAGGAAGCCAUGUUUGCAUUGCGAAAGGCACUUUUCAUUGCCACGAUACAUGAAACCUAUUCCGUUAGAGGCACUUUUCGUGCCAUCUUAUACCAAGUCUGAUUUCUGAACCCCGCGUAUAUGCACAUUUUUGCACGCGUAUACGUGGGCCUUGACAGGUACGCAUAUAUACGGGUUUUUAGCAACGCGUAUAGACGUGCAUUUGAUUUUGCAUAUAUACGCGUAUUAAAUACGCGUAUUUACGCGAUAUAAAUGGUUGUAUAUGGGAUAAAAGCCCAUACAUAGCGAUUAUAAACGAUUAUACGCGGCAAAAAAGCCCACCUACACGAUGUCAUAAUUUUGAAACGGGUGGCCAACCAUAAGAUACUGCAUUAACGAGAACCAUGCUUCUCCUGUCUAGUGACAUUUUGCAACGGGAAGGUCCUUCACACAUUCACCUUUACACUAUAUAUGUGGGACGAGGGUGCAAGGUAGUCCUUGCAGAAAAAUUAAGAAAAUAUGGACUGGAGUUCAAAGAAGUAAAAUCAACAACUAGAAUAUGGUAUCCGCUGUUCACUUCUACGCCACAAUAAGUAUCGUACUCGUAAAUUCUUAUCAAGUAAACUGUUAUUUGCCCUUAAAACAGUGAAAUCAGCUGUGAAAUGUACAUCGUGUUAAGUUAGUGUCCGGAUAUCUUUAGGAAUUUUAUAUUAGUAUAAAUUAUUAGAUGUAUAAAUCUACCGGCCUUCGAUCACAAAUCGAUUGUCUAUGCACAAUACUAGUGCUAUACUGGUAAUGCAGUACGCUAUCAACUCCGAGACGGACAGUGAGUGAAGCAACUGAGUAGCCUGACAGUGUUCGGUUGUAACCUGUUCAAACCACCACUAAAUAAAACCGUUAGCCUGCCUAGUUGUUAAGUUUUGAACCACUAGCGGAUUUAUAUUUGACUAUUUUAGGGAAAUUUGUACCAGGCCUUCGCUUCCUCGCAUGCAAUCUCGCUCGUUUUUUGUUUUAUUUUGCUUUUUGUUUUUGUUUUUUCGUAAGGUUCGGGAAUUUCUGUAACACGUGCAUCGCAUAUCAGUCAUUUAAGCAUAAAUACUAACUAAGUAUUUGAAUCUUUAUAUUCUUUGUCAUAGCAUCUCGAUAUGCAGACAUAAGCAAUAAUAAGACCCUCUCAGUUGGCUCAACAAGAUUGUCCCCGGUAGGCUGGUGUAUCAAAUGAGCACCGCACCGGAGUCGCAAAAACGAAAUGAUAAACGCGGAGGCGCCAAAUUUAGUAAAAUCGAUAUUAAUAUGAAUUUGGAUCCACAAGGAGGGUCCAAAGGCCAUUUUUUAAAAAUGUGAUCCUAGAUCCUUCAGAUGUUCAGGCGUAUGUAUUUUUACAGCAUUAACAUCGUAGAAUGCAAGCGUCUGUAAGAACAGGGUAAUAACCCGCUAACAAGACGUGAGAGGAGAAAAGACGUGAAAACAGUGUAGGGGUCUCGACCUGGAGAAAUGUAGCCUGAUUCUCAGACGUUCGAGGUAGUUCGCGGUCCCUUUCACUUCCCUCCCUCUUCUCCUCCCUAGGGAGAGGGAGGGAAGCGAAAGGGACCGCGAACGACCUCGAACGUCUGAGAAUCAGGCUAGGAGAAAUGUUCAUGUUGGGGAAACCAUCGACAAGGCCGGAUUCAGACUCAGUUCUCACCUCUUGUCACAAAUUAUGUGUGAUAAACCAGUUCUCUGAAGCUUUAAUUCUUCACUGCCUUGAAAGUAUAUUUCUUCACAUGUUCAUAUUCUAGAAUUCUGUACUCUGUUCUACACCUAAAGGAUUCAUCGACAUCAAUUCGCCUAAAAUUUCGAUGAUCUACACUCAAUCUACACACGCGAUAAUCGAACGACUACACAGUUCCAAGACUCUCGUGCAAAGUUCAGUUCUCAGAUCAUGUGACGAGUUUUCCCGCCACAAUGACGCAAUAAUUUUCUAACACCUCUACUGAUUGUUCGAAUCCAGAGGUAUUCGACCACGUUGGGCUUUCAACAGAAAAUUCUGUCGGUGAAAACAAUUGAGUGCUCUCAGUAAUAUGACUAGGGGUAAGGGGUUCGUAAUCACGAUUUUGACUUGCAAUUUAACUUCGUCUCCACAAGAUAGUACACGAUCUUCGCAAUCUCCAAACUAAUGACACACCUGUCAUGUCCUUCUUACUAAUAUUCCUUUCUUGCUCCUCUAUGCGAAGAACGAGGUGGCCGCCAAAAUCGUCGUCCGAAUUUAUAUGUCGAUGUUGUGGGUAAUCCCCGGGAGGACUCCCAUAUAAAAGUGAAGGGGAUGCUCGUGGGAAAAUUAAAAUUAAACCCCCGAGGGAGGCCAAUGUGGGUGUGGCUCAAGCUUAAACGGACCCUUAAAGAAGAUUUCUGUGAGGUCAGUGUCACGGCCUUUUUUGCAAAUUUCUUUAUGCACAGCCCUAAGCGAAACCUGAAUGAGCAUAUUUAGUCACUUUCCGUCCCAAACACCCUAAGUGAGACCAAAAUCUGCAAACGAUGAGCACCCGCGUCACUUUUGUGUGGGAGUCGCCCCGGGGAAGCAAAUCACCAUCUGUUCCACUUAAUUUUUGGUAGGGUCAAUGAUUACCGUCUCUUGAGAGUAUUAAUUGGCUUUGCUUCACUCAGUUCAGACUUCAUGGUGAGAAGUAGUGGUGUCGUGCUGACAUUUGUGUACUUUUAUCAGUUGGGAGAAACAGCGUGAACUUCCACACUUUAUUUUCUUACUUUCACUGAAGUUGCACAAUUCGAAAUUAACGUUGAAACUUUAUUAUUUGCAUGUGCCAACUUCUUUAUUAAUUGGCUGUGAUACAAAUGUAGCCUUGAACUCCGGACUGUCCCUAGGAGCGUGAAAUCUAAAGCUGACCACUCCUGAUUGGAAGAAACAGUCAGUAAAAGGAAGAAACCUUCUAAUUGAAAUUUCAUUAACAAAGGUCUUCAAAUUUGCUCUAAAAUGUGGGCUCCUGAUCAGUGGAAGGUAAAUAAAGGAAAAAUAGUAACUCGCCGUUCGCAGUCCAGUACUAUGGCCCCAUGUUAAGGAAUACAAGGCAGUCUUGGAUUCUGGAUCCCAUUCCAUGGAUUGUGGAUUCCGAUUGCUGGAUUCCAGUCUUUUUCAGUGGAACGUGGAUUCUGGAUUCCAUUCCUUAGUGGGAUUUCGGAGUACUUGAGUUCUAUUCUGGAUUCCAGAUUCCACGAGCAAAAAAUUUCCCUGAUUUUGGAUUCUACAAGCAAGAAUUUCCCAGAUUCUGGAAUCCGGAUACCCUUACAUGGGGCGAAGUAUUAGUCAAACAAAUGCUAUUUAGAACGGUUUGCUUCCAUCAGUGAUCCUGAAAAGUGAACUUACUACAAAUGGCGCAACGAAAAAAACACGUGAAACGUGAUUUCAAAUAACACGUGACAUUGCUUCCUCAAUGACGUCACAAAACACGUUUUCCUAAAUGGGGAAGGGAGAGAUAAACUUACAUGAAGUUAUAACCUUCAGAUUAAGUUAAUAUAGCGAAUUUAAGGGCGAAUAAUUGGCAAAACUUAAAAAAAAUGGACGUCACACAGCCCUAAAGGCUUUUGCCUUCCCCUGUUUAUUGUUUUUUUAACUAUGCAUUUUCUAUGGCAUCAGUAGAUUCCAGGUAGCUUCAGCUAAGUUGUUGUCUCCAACCAUCGCAACUAUAAGAAGACAAACUAAGCAAGCCAAGUAACCAUAUCUGAUGGUAGCCCGGAACGUUACACGUUAUCUAAGCUGGCUUAAGUUUAAGCAGUAUUCCUGCGCGCAAGCAUUGCCUGCUCUCUCAAACUCGCACGCAUUCUCUCUCACUUACAGUCACUCAUACAAACACGACCAAAAAGAGAUAAAAAUUGAAGUAAAGUCACAAAAACAUCAAGAACAGUUAACUUACAUUAAUGGAAAGAGCUGCAGGAAUCUCCGAACCAAGUUUACAACCGUGCCUAGAACCGGUCUCACUGCACACCGUUGACGAGAUAACUGUGCUGUGGGUUUUACUUUUUGUACCCUUGUCUUUCUUUUUUUGGCAUUAAGGGAGCAGAAGCGAGUUUGCCGAAAAGCCGAUGAGACGAUGCAGCAAGAAAACAAUUAUGUUCAGUCCAUCGGUUAGCCUUCCGAGAGGCCUAGGAAGGUGUAAUUCAUGUGGUGGUAGUAUGAUAGUAGUAGCCUGGGUAGUAUAAGCGGCCAUAAAUAAUAUCAUAAGCGAUGGAUUAAACGAAAAUUCUCACCAAGAGAUUUGAAGGUGUAGCUGUGCGUUGUAGCCGCGAAGACAUUUGCAUUCACCGGUAGCUUUAUUUUGACGAUACGUUUUAUAAGUAGUCGAGUGAUCGGAAAACCGGAUAGAACAACAAGCGAAGGAGUAAGCCGACUGUGGAGUGUUAACGAGAACAGCUGAUCGAUAGAUUGCACUAAUAACAUGAGAGAUCAAAGGAUGUUAUGGAAAAGAAAAAUCUUUAAGGAGUGCCUUGUAGCGAAGAUAUUUGCAUUAACUGGUAGCUUUAUUUUGAUGAUACGUCGUUUAAGUCGAAGCGAGCGAAGAAGGAAGCCGAAUGUCGAUAGUUAACGUGACCAUUUGAUCGAUAGAUGAAACCACAGAACGAGUGCACUUUAUGGCCGAGGAUUGUAGUAUGAAUAGACAUUACGUUGUUUAUCGAAUCAGAAGCAUUUUAAGUCUAGUUUUUACAUUUUGCUUUAUGCAUUUAACACCUGUAAACCAUAUAGGACCCCUUGCUCUUUACCUACAUUUCAGUAUUUUAUGUAUCGGUAGAUUUCUUAGCAAUUUCUUCUUAAUAUUACUUAUUGUACUCGAGGUUUUCUUUUGAGCCAGCAAACAACUGAGGAGCAUUGGAAGUGUCAGAAUACUUCUUAUAUGUUUACAGUAUAUAUUUCAUCGUUUGUGGGUUAAAAUGACCUAUAAUCCACUGAAUCACUAGUUAUUUUUUUUGUUAUCAUCCCUACUGGCCGAAACUACGUUUGUGUUUGCUUUCGUGACUCCUUUUGCUGACUCUUUACAAGACAAAUUUCAAUGAAUAAAAUAGUUGAAACUGAUCGUUUAUGUUCUUUUUUGUGGGCUACGAUGUAGUUUCCUACGGCUAGAUCCCUAGAAAUUUUAAAAAUGCCCCCCCCCCCUUCCCCCCUGUACAGAAGAUAUAUAUGCCUGCGUUUGGUUCUUUAACGAUUUUUGUGGAACCAAAUCAUGGACUUGCUAGCGGUAGCUUCUCGAAAAUCCAAGAGCCUUUCAUGAAUUUGGAGCUACAAGCUUAUGCCAAAUGAAGCAGAUCUAAUUCAACCACAGCACCAGUUUGCCUUCAUCAAAACCUCUUCUACUACAACUGCAUUGAUCAGAACAGUCGAUUCAUGGAAAUUGGCUAUCGACAAAAGGGAAAGGGUUAUAUUGGUUAUAUGUGCUUUUCUUGACCUUCAAAAAACAUUUGACGUGAUCGAUCACGCUACUCUUUUAGACAGGGCGGUAAGCAAAUGGUGUACGCGAAACAGCUCUGGAGUGCUAGCUCAGAUCUGUCUGAUAGAACUCAGUUUGUUUCGUGUUGUGGUUGUGGCUCGUCUAAGAGGGAAAUAACUUAUGGUGUCUCUCAAGGGUCCAUACUUGGACCAACCUUUGUCAACGUUCACAUAAAUGGAACAACCGGUGUCCGUCAAUAUUGUUAUUUUCCUUUAUGUAUGCUGACGAUACUGAAGUUCAUACGAGUUCAAAGGACAUUGAUAGAGCUGAGGAAUAAAUCAAUCGUGAUCUGAAAUCAACUAGCGGCUAGAUACCAAACAAUGGCUUAAUAAUAAGUUAUACCAAGAAAUCUGAAGUGAUGCUUAUAGGCACCAUGCUGUUAAGAUUGCACGUGAACUACAAGUCAUGCUUGAUGAUAAACCUUAGACAAUCCCAACACUUCACCUAUUUAGGAUUGGUCAUUGACAAUCGAUUGAACUGGAAUGAUGAUCUACACUUCUGAUCGCAUUCUCACCGCAAUUGACCAAAAGAAAACAUCAGCUGUAGUUCUCCUUGAUAUGAGCAAAGCAUUCGACAGUGUCAACCAUGAUAUUCUGCUUAAAAAAUUACAAGAUAUUGGCUUGUCACCCUCUGCCAUCCUGUGGUUCAAGAGCUACUUGUCAAACAGGUACCAAGCUGUGCGUAUAAAUACUGCUCUUUCCGAACCCCUGCUAAUGAGGCACGGUGUUCCCCAAGGAAGCACCAAUGACUUGCCGUCAAUCCCACAACACUGUUCCACGGACUGCUACGUUAAUGACACUAGAUUGCUUAUGUCAUUUCAAGUGCAGGACUGUGAACCGACUAUGGCCGCGAUGAACGAUGAUCUUAUUAAACUACGUAAUUGGUGUUUUAAUAAUAGGCUACUCCUGAACCUAGACAAGACUAAACUGAUUGUAUAUGAAAGUCGGCAAAUGAUAUCGAAACUUCAGGAUUUUCGCCUUACCCUCUUGGGUAAAGAACUUUUACCCGUCUACUCUGUUAAGGACCUGGGUGUAGUGUUUGAUAGUAAACUCUCAUUCAACGACCACAUAAUUAAAACAGCAUCAUCUUGUAUGUCUGCCCUAGGGCAAAUUAGCCGGGUUAAACAUAUAUUUAGAAAAGACAUACUUGUUACAAUAAUUAAUCCUCUCGUGUUUAGUAAGUUGUAUUACUGCUCGUCCGUCUGGUCGAAUACUUCUGCCAGCAAUAUACGCAAACUACAAGGAGUACAGAAUUUCGCUGCUCGCAUAGUUUCUGGGACAAGGAAGUUUGAUCACGUAUCUCCAGCCCUGAAAGACCCGAGAUGGAUACCAGUUAAGUUCCACCUGUAUCUAAGAGACGCCAUCUUGGCCUUUAAAUCUAUGACAGGUCAGGUACCAAACUACCUCAGUUCAAACUUUAUAUCCAGAGGGAAUAUCAGUGGUCGGACGACCAGAUCAUCUCCCCAGCUUAAUAUACCGCUUUUUAAAACCAAGUCGGGACAGACAUCUUUUUAUUACAGAACUGUAACAUUGUGGAAUGCGUUAAAACCCCACUUUAAAUUAAGUGAAUCUCUUAUCAUUUUCAAACGUAAAAUGAAAGCCUUCCUUUUAAAUCAAUUUUUAAUGUCAUAAAUUUAUAUGUAAAUAGUUUCUUAAUAGUUUAUUGAUAAUCAAUUUGCGGUGUCAUUAAUUCUAUAUGCAAAUAGUUUCUUAAUAAUAGUUUCUUAUAUUUAUUUUUUGAUUACCUGUAGUAUUAAUACUUGUCUCUGAAAAGCCCCCAUGGGGAGUUGACAAUAAAAUUUGUAUUGUAUUGUAUUGUAUUUUUAUAUAUCCUCCAAGGUUUAUCCCAAACUGAAGAUAUUAAUAGGAUUUCAUUCAUUUUAAGUAGAAAUUUUCUGUUAAGGAUUUUCAAGCAAACCAUUUUACCUAUAUUUGAUUAUGGGUGUAUAGUUUAGGGAGACUGUGGUUAACAGAAUGCACAACGUUAGGAACGUUUACAGAAUCAAGCAAUGCGUAGCAUUUUAGCAGCUCAUGUCAAAUCUUGUACCCAGGACAUGUGUACUAAGCUGGCUCUUUUAUCACUAUUGAGUAGACGUUGUGUUCGCAGACUUAAGUUAGUUUAUAAUUUUAUACAUAAUGUCAACUGUCCCGACCAGCUUAAGAACUAUCUAUUAAAGUGAUCACAAUUACAUAUAAUAGAUGUUUUAGCCAGGGAUGCUACUAUAAAGCAACACAUGUCUGUACUGCCAAAUAGCAUUUUUUUCUUUUCUUGGUAUUUUAAUAUUGUUGUAGAUAUAUCUUUUAUUUUUUAAUUAGGCUACUUUGAAUUUACACUUCCUUUAGCAUACAUAACUCUUUUAUAUGUUUUUUAAAAUAUUUGCUGAUCACCGGUUACUGAAUGCCAGCUGGUCCUCUUUGCUUAGCUGAUCCGUUUUCUAUCAUGAUCAGGAUAAAUUAAGAUAUUAUUAUUAUUAUUAUUAUUAUUAUUAUUAUUAUCAACCGCCCUAUCUGGGCACCGACGAAAGUUAUAUUGGGAGUCGAAUAUGGAGAAUUGCUGCGUGCAGCUGAUCGAUCAAAGAAUGCAAACAAAUAUGACGAAUGAUGAAACCAAAAAAAUAUGUGAUUUUUCUGGGCCGCAGAUUGUUAACGUACUUAUUGUAUUAUAAAUAUCAUUAUUAUUCAUUCAAAAUAUUUCCCCAAUUCUGAUUGGCUAAAAGCACACGCAUAAUUCACCAUAACCAGUUACUGAUGACCAAAUUUGGAAGAAUAUUGUGCUUAAAGAGGAAAUGACGUCAAAAAUGCAGCCUUCUACAGGUUAAUGCACCGUUAACCGAGAAGACCUGGGGACGAGAUUGAGUUGUUUUCGUUGUGAAAACUAAAAUGAUGGACACUUCACUCGUUCCAAGAGUAAAAACUACAGUUGGAACUAGGCGAAAUAAUGGCUAAAAACAUAGCAAAAACAGCAAGAAGACAACUCGGAGGGCGACAUUUGCCAUUUGGAGAAUAUUUGAGGAGCUGGACAAACCUAAAACGUACACUAUUAACCUGAGAUCAGGCUCAAUUUUCGAUUGGCUUUGUAAUAACAUUCCGGCGGGCAAGGCGAAACGAAAAAAUUAGCGGUAGCCGUUAAGAGAGAAUGUAUGAGAACCGCUAAAAUUGGGCCUGAUUUCAGGUUACUAUCGAGGAUAAACUUAACAUCGAUGCAGGUAAGCUUGUUUUAGCUAUGUUUUUAAACUAGGAAUUAUUUUGAAUGAAUAAUAAAGCAAUUAAUGAUUUCGGCUUUCGUAGGAUAUGAAGAAUUAAGCAGAUCUUGAAGGGUGUUAUCCACCUCGGCCUGUGUGGAUAACACCCUCCUCGAUCUGCUUAAUUCUUCAUAUCCUAUUCAGCCUCAUUCAUUAAUUGCUAAUUAACAGUAUUGACCGUAUUAUUAUAAAUAGCAAUGAUGGUACUAAUAUAUGACUAUGACCGCGGUUGAUGAUAACAACAACAGCAAUAUAGAGUAUUCGUACAUUGAUAGUAAAAAAAGUAAGAACAUCGUCAACAUCUAAUGUCGAGAAAAACGAAUGUUCCUGUAUAAUAUAUACUGUAUAGUAACUAAUCAAUUAUCAUGACAUUUUAUUAAAUAGUAUUGACUGUGUUUAAUAUUGAUUACUAUUGUGGAUUCAUGUUAAAUCUUUUUAAAACGAAAAGAUCGCCAUUCUGGCCAUAACUUGAUCAAAAAGCGAGGAAAAGACAAUUCUGUUUAUGCGUUUGCUCUGCAUAAGACGAAGCAAUUUUUAGGCUGAUUUCCAGAAUGCGGUUCACGUUGUGAGCACCACCCAGAGAGAAACAUGUUUAAGUAAUUCAUUAUUAAAUGUAAGAUAAAGCAACAAUAUAUUGCUGCUGUGCAGUUUCACUGCUUGAGUUCGUAUUGAAGCGAGCGGUUUCCGUUGUAACUGUGAUAACUUCGGAAGUUUCUCUCACCUUUUUCUUCAGUUAAACUUUUUUAUUCCUCCAUUCUUCCGUUCUUCCGUCUUGUACGCCGUGCUUUGAACCGGGUUCCGACAUUAUAUUCUUACGUAAAAAGGAACAAAUUUGGAAGAUUUUGGAAUAAGAGACAAUCUGAAAACUGUUUCGCUCUCUUCAGAAAUGAGAAGGCGAGACAGGUCACAUCUUUUUAAAUGUCGCGCGAGAUAGCUAAAAUCCAAAAUCCCAUUGGUGGUUGACCUUUGAUUAUCCUUUCUAAUGAUCUGUUUAUUGUUUACUACGAAGAAAUGUGGAGGUGCGAUCACAAACAUUCUGUUGAGUGGAAUCUUCAUUGUGACACUAUAAUAAACAAAAAGACGGGAUGACAAAAAAAAACUACAAUUAAAAACAACACAAGUACGCACGAGGUAAGUCUCUCGGGGAUACAGUAUAAGGGAGUAACAAGGACAGCGGCGUCAACGUCACAUAGAAAAGAGAGUUCGCGUUUUCAAAGUUCAUCACGAUUAUUCCACCUUGCUCAAGUUAUCAAAUGUAAGAGAACCUCCUGGAAGUGAAUUGAUCAAAAGGAAAAAUUCGUUUUGGUUAUGUACGUCCAUCAUUAAAACGUGAAAUUAGGUGAUUUCAAGUGCUUGCCUGCUUGACGGAAAAACUUGAAGUCGGAAAAAUGUAACACGUGCAGAGAUGUGGUUUUGCUGAUUAACCAUGAGCGCUUAAAUUUCUUCCUUUCUCUCGAAAUGAAGCCUUACACUAGUAAUCCAAACAAAUGGUACUGAAAAUUUCGGUCGUUUCGGUAAAAAAGGGAUCAAGGUAAUACCUCGAAAGGUAUUACUUUUAUCCGGAAAAUUUCCACCGAGAUGAACCGUUCCAUUUGAAUUCUCCCAGGUUCCGGGUUUUCCAUACAAAUGGUAAGUGUCGGUCAUGAAAGUGUCACCAAAGACUACUGUGCCCGCGACGCAUUACUGCAGCGAUCAAGCACUGCUCUUUGUUUGUCUUGUCCCAGUCCCAGUCUAGCAUGGUGGUUUUGUACUUUGUAAACGGCUAGCUGCAAGGUAGGGCCUCCAAUGUACUAAACAAAUGGGACCGUAGAACAGUACCCUGUUGCCUAUAGAGUGUUUUCACACGACGUAACCCCGGCCAUAUUGGUGUCCCAAAACAAUGAAACGGCGGCCAUGUUGGUGUUCCAAACCAAUCCAGUGGGAGAUGAACUCUUUUCUUUUAUAAAAUAACUAAGAUAGUACGCGCGCUUUGAUUGACCGAGAGGAGUGUUUGCACUAGAGUAUGUAGACAUGGUUGUGGCGUCAAGAUGUUUUUCUUUUCGCGCGCUAAUCACGCAAGCGCGAAUUUCAAAAAGUUUUCGAGUUCAAAACUCGACAAGUUUACUUUAUAUACCCAUUCCUUCGUCGGCUGAAACUUGGAAAAUCGUUACAAACAAGGUGUGUCAAUUUUUUUUUCGCUUAAGCUGACAUUUUAAGCGAGAAAAGUCCGUAUUUUGGAAAGCAUCUUUUAGCAAAACAAGAACUGAUUACGCGUGCAAGACUUUGCGACUGGUAAGAAUUUCUGUUUUAAUUAAUCAGUGCCAUAACAAAGAGUUUUGCGUUUUUUCUCGGGAAAGUUAUUUUAUAAAAGCAAUAGAAAACUUUUUUCCUGUGUUUGCAUAGCCUGAUAUAAACACUCGAAGGGUUGGGAGAAUUCGAGACAGUUCUGCAAAACUUUGGCAUAACUGUGUCGAAUUCUCCCAACCCCUCGAGUGUUUAUAUCAGGCUAUGCAAACACGGAAAACGUUUUCUAUUGCUUAAAUGCAAACGCUUUCUUUUGUUCCAAUAAAUUUGCAUAGAUGCUGGCCACGUGGGUGAAAACACUCUAAACACCUACGCAUCCUCAAGCCUUCUUCUUGUUCCCCUUGUUCCCCCAUUCCUCUUGUUCCCCCUAUUCCCCUUUCCCCUUGUUACGCCUGUUCGCCCUGUUCAACCUAUUCUCCUUGUUCCCCUGUUCCCCUUGAUCUUCUUGUUCCGCCUGUUCCCAUCUUCCCUCUAUUCCCCUUGUUGCCCUGUUCCAGCUGUUCGGCUAUUCCCCUGUUACCCUUUUCCCCCUGUUCUCCCCGUUUCCCCUGUUGCCUGUACCCCUUGUUCCCUGUUCCCCUUGUUGCCCCUGUUCCCCUUGUUCCUCUGUUCCCCCUGUUUCCCUUGCUUCCCUUGUUACCCUGGUUCCUCUGUUCGCCUUAUUCGGCUGUUCCACAUGUUCCGCUGUUCCCUUUGUUCCCAUGGUUCCUCUUCUCCCUUUGUUCCCCUGUUCCUCUUCUUCCCCCUAUUCCCCUAUUCCCCUUUCCCCUUGUUCCCCUUGUUCGCCCUCUUCAACCUCUUCCCCUUGUUACUCUGUUCUCUUUGUUUUCCCUGUUCCCCUUGUUCCUCUGUUCCCCUUGUUCCACUUUUCCUCCUCUUCCACCUGUUCCCCUUGUUCCCCCCGUUCCCCUGUUCUUCUUGUUCCCCUCUUCCCCCUUUCCCCCGUCUAUUGGCCUGUUUGUCCCUGUUCCCCUUCUUCUCCUGUUCCCCCUGUUCCCCCUGUUCCCUUGUUCCCCUUUCAAGUAGUUUAAGGCCUGGGACUAAGGAGUUUACCUGUAGAUUAGUGAAUUAUUGGCUAUAACGUGGGCAUAGAUGAUAGCACCGAAUCAAAAUUUGGCACACAGAAAGACCUCAUCGUCUUUAUCAUUUUAAAGUAUAAAUAUUGUGUUUAUAAGUCGCGUUAUAUGUCACUUGACCAUUUUGCUAAAAAACGUAAAUUAUUGACCACUUGGUGGGUGGUAUGAAAAAAGAAAUCGAGCGAUGGCAUUUUUCUAAUUCAUAUUAAAUAUUUCUAACAACUAACGCUUGGAACGACCGUCCACUAGACUUAAAUAAAACAUUAUGAGAGAAAACAUCAUUUUAAAUGCCCAAAUUUAAUCUUGAAUUAUUUAAAACUUUAAUAUUAGAAUUCGUGUACAUUCAUUCCAAACUUAAAAAGUUGGGUAUGUUUAUCCUCUUUCAGAAAUGUCAAUUUUUUUUAUCCAAACAAAGUAGAUUCGCCACCAGUUCACCCAUUUCCUUCAUUUUCAAUUUUUGGUCAUGUGACAAUAAUUAAACGUGAAGGCACAAGGAAACCUCAAGAUUUACUUUUGAGGAAAAUUCAUUUUGUUCUAGGUCUCCUGGCGAGAAAUACAGCCAAUCAUUCAUAUGCUUCGUCCCUGUGGUGAGGUGACUGGAAAUCAGUUAGAGUACGAAUAACUCAGGUCAAAACCUUUAAGCCCGUUACUGAUUCCAGAAGACGAAUUAAUCAGUAAAGUCAAUAGCAAAAUUAAAGACGACAAUAAACACUUAAUGACUGGUCCUGAGAGAAACAGAUAAUUUUGUUUCCAGGGAAUCUAAAUGUUUCCUGAGGCGGAGUCGAGGGAAACAAAAUUAACUGUUUCCCGAGGGACCAGUCUUUAAGUGACUUGUUGUAAAGCUGGAAAUUUUGAAGCUGGAAAUUCAUUAAACCUCGCUGUAACGGCAGUCGUCGGUCAACAUUUGCGGGUAACAGUGCACUGUUACCCCCGUGCAAAUGGACGCAACAUUGUUGGAUGUUACAUGUUGCGUCCGUUUGCACACCCUGUCGCCAUGUUGUUGCCCGUUGUUGGGAGUUGUCGCGCAAAGUUUGAAAUCGGUCAAACUUUUAGCCCGUGAAUAUUGGGUACGUUUGCACGUAGCUGUAGAUUUUUCAAUGGUGCUUGCUCAGAGAUUUUGGCGGGAAACAGUUUCAUUGUUGGAUGUAAUGUAACCUCGAAGUAACCAAUGAGAGCGCGCGCUGUUGAGAAAAAUUCCCAGCGCGCGAUAGAGGACGCGAUAGGGCGUUUUCACAUGACAUCACAGCGGCCAUAUUGGUGUUCCAAAACAAUAAAAUGGUGGCCGUGUUCAAAGACAAUCCUGUGGGAGAUGAACCUUCUUCUUAUGUAAAUACUUUCAUUUGUUCCAAUAAAUUUGCAUAGAUGCUGGCCACGUGAGUGAAAACGUUCAACCACAAACCACAAAUAGAAUAUGACUAAAUUCACCAUUUUUAUACAGAACAUAAUGCACAUUGUUUACCCCCCCGGCCCCCACCACCAAAUUUUGGAUAACCAUUGUUUCCAAUUUCUCCUGGGUAAUACAGUUUUCCCAAUAGAUAACCUGAGAUCAGGCGUUAUUUCAUUUAUUUAUUUUUUUUGCUUCUUUAGCUCGAGAGGGAAAAAAAGAGAGACAUAAAGGGAUAAUAGGGAGAGGGCAUGAUCUCAGGCUACCCAAGAGAAGACAAUGGUUACGCUAAAUUUUGGAGGGCAAACAAUUAUGGUGGUGAACACACGAAAACACAUCCUCGGAGACCCAGGGGCAGUCAGUCGGGUCGAUAAAAUGUUCGUGGUGAAAGUUUACUGUAAGAUCGAGACGAGCCCCUGGGCACUUACUCUUACCGAACCAGUUCCAGAAGCGUUUGAAUUGCCUGCGCCUGAUUGGCCAGAAAAAAAUUUUUCUGGCCAAUCAGCGAAGAGAAGCUGCCGGGUGACUCUCGUGUUUUCUUACACGACGUAGUUUUCCUCAUCGAUCGCUAUAGUUGCGUAGCGCGUUCAACGGGCAAGUUCCUCGAGGAAAGUUUCAGAACAAAAUGUUAACAACCCGCAAAAACUACAACCUUUAGCACGGCUACAAGAAACAAACACUCUCCGAUGAAUUUUUAAGGCAGAUCUUUCCAAGGUAUCGUAAAUUUUUAUUGCUGAUACGAUACGCGAUGCAUGACUUUCACUUUCCACACCUUAAUUUGCUCACAUUGUUUAGUAUACAACUCCAAGGUUACAUUUUAGACGUCCAUGUUCGUUGCACGACUUCUGAACUUUCUACAGCGUGAAAGUUUCCGUUGCACGGGCCACGCAACUGCGUCGAUUGAUCGUGGGAAUUGCUGGCUUGAUGCAGUGCGCACCUUCUUGCUUUCGCGCAAACUCCCUUACCGUAAGUACUUUAAAUACAGCCGUUGUGUUUAGUUCGAAAUCUCGGUCCGGUUAUGUGCUGAAUCGUGACUUUUUAAGUGAGGUCGAUUUUUGCAGGCUGUGUGGGUUUGUUUUUACGGAUAAGCGAAGAAAAAAAAAUAAAGUUGAGUUUGCGAAAAAUGUUUGAAAGUGGUUGGUGUGAAAGUUUUGGAGGGCGAUAAAAGGCGCAGGGUGUGACACGUGUAGGUAUAGAGUUGAGAAAUCGUGGAAGGGUGGGAGGUCUAUAUAGAUAUUUUUGUAGUCACUAAAACUUUACAAGAGGUGAACGCUCUUAAGGAAAUUCCAGGGAGAAGAGACCAAGGAAUAGGGACACUUUCCAAAGAUCCAACUUCAGCUCUUGAUUUCAAGGACCUGGGUCAGGGUCUGGCUUACUGGGUUAAUCUUCACUGUGAUUAGAAUUAUGGCUAAUAUAGUACAAAUGAAUUUUCAUUAUAAGAUAUCUUUUAACAAAUACAUGUAUAAAAUUAAUUUCACAUAAUAUGUGAUUUUUUGCCAAACUUUUUAUCUAUGAUUGGCUUGAUGUUUCCCCCUACUGACCCCCUCAAACACAUCCACAGUGCCAUUGUUUUAACUCCCUUGCAAUUGAUGUUACAAGAUUGGACUUAUUUUGAAAGAAUAAUGCUGCAAUAUUAACAAUUUUCCUUUGGUGCAUUUUUUUGAUAUUUUACAACUUCCCUAUUAUAAUUCUCGUCUGACAAUAAUAUUCUUCAUUUAUAAUUAUUUUUAAAUCUUUAAACACCCUCUUCAGAAAGGUAAAAAUCUUCAUUGCAUGGUCACCAUUACACACAGUGUCUCUAAAAUACCUUCCACAGUACAUAAUUUAUGACAAUUAACAAUUAUUGUUUCCUAUAGAAGACAAUCAGAGAAUACAAAUUCUAGAAUACAAGCAGUGAAGAUUUGAUUCUUGAAAUUCUUGUCUCAGAUCAUCUUGAUUUUCUUUAAGCAGACUAACAGUCUUUGGCACUGAUGUCACAACAUAAGUGGCUUGGAAUGACUCUGCUGUUUUCAUUACUGUCAUCAAAAAAGGAAGGAUUUUUUUCUCUUCUGCAAGUUGUUGUUAAAAUAAAAUAAAAUAUUGAAGCUCCCUAGUAUUUCUAUAAGUCAAGCAGUAGUAUAAGUAGACAUGUGAAUUCCAAUAAUGAUAAAGUAAAAAAAAACAAUCUCAACAGCUUAAAAAUAAAAUUAAUGUAAUGGCAUCUGUAGUUCUGUAUUACGGGAUGUUUUUCCAUUUGUAAUAUGUAAAUGUUCAAUUGCACUAUUAUCUUAAGCAGUCACAAGGCUUACUUUAUCAGCUUUUAAUUGUCAAUAGAUGGUGACAAAAAACAUGAUAAUUCUUGUGAAAUGUCUGUCAGCUUUUAGACAACAUUACUGAGCAUCCUUGAAUAAAAGCCAGAUCUACUGUUAAGUAUAAUGAGGGUCCUGUAGAGGGGAUAACAAUCCCAUUGAAACUGUUUAACCCUCAAUUCCCAUUUUUACAUUUUUUUCCAUUCUCAGUGAUAGAAUCCCCCUGCCAGUGACUUAAAUCCCAUUUUACCCCUUCAGAACUCCCCACAAUGAAUCCAGUGUAGUACCCUUUCUAGUAAACAAAUCAGCAUACUUACCAAUGAACAGCUGUAUGUACCUGCAACAGGAUUCUUCUGGUAAAACUCCGUAGAGAACAUUGCCCUGAAUUUCUUGUCCCCCAGUUAAUGAUUUCGGGCUUCCAUACAACAAAGAAAACGCUCCCUAUCCAUUCAAUAUUUCUCGAUCUUUCGUUUUGCUUUCCCCUAAGUAAGCACCCUGAAUUCCUAGUGACCUCGAGUACUUUACCUGGUCCUCAACAACUGACAUGAGAGAUGAAAUCACUAUGACCAAAGGAUUACAAGGGAAUUCAUAACCUUUAGCAUCUAACGAUUUUUAAACCCCCUAGCUUACAGGCAACAUUUGGAAGGUUAGACUCUUGUAUCAAUUGCCCAAGAACAUCUCUUCUUUUCACAAUCUUCUCAAUAACAAAUCUUUGCAAGCCUUCUUCAAGCGCUUGCUGGACGUUUCCCUCGAAUCUAAAGUUAACACUACUAUCAACUUCGGCAGAAUUCGUACGGUCAACUGCUGUAAGCUUUUAAGCUUAAAAUUUGGAGCAAAAGCAAGAAGAAGGCACUACAGCUAUGCGCUAGCCGGCAUUUCCCACGAUCAAUCGACGUAGUUUCGUGGCCCGUGCAACGGAAAUUUUCACGCUGUAGAAAGUUUCAGAAGUCGUGCGACGAACAUGGACAUCUAAAUGUAAACUUGGAGUUGUAUAUAUACUAAACAAUGUGAGCAAAUUAAGGUGUGGAAAGUGAAAGUCAUGCAUCGCGUAUCGUAUCAGCAAUAAAAAUUUACGAUACCUUGGAAAGAUCCGCCUUAAAAAUUCAUCAGAGAGUGUUUGUUUCUUGUAGCCGUGCUAAAGGUUGUAGUUUUUGCGGGUUGUUAACAUUUUGUUCUGAAACUUUCCUCGGGAAACUUUCCCGUUGAACGCGCUACGCAACUAUAGCGAUCGAUGAGGAAAACUACGUCGUGUAAGAAAACACGAGAGUCACCCGGCAGCUUCUCUUCGCUGAUUGGCCAGAAAAAUUUUUUUCUGGCCAAUCAGAAGCAGGCAAUUCAAACGCUUCUGGAACUGGUUCGGUAAGAGUAAGUGCCCAGGGGCUCGUCUCGAUCUUACAGUAAACUUUCACCACGAACAUUUUAUCGACCCGACUGACUGCCCCUGGGUCUCCGAGGAUGACGAAAACAUGAAGCGAACGAAAAUCAUGUUCGUUACCACAGGAAUACCAAUUUUUCCUACUUUCUGCGACCAUCCGCUGACACAAGCAGGCCAGCGAAAAGAACAUCCAUGGAGGAAAUCCUGAAGCAAAAAGCAAAGGAAGCCAUCGAUUCCUAUUCUGAUGAAUUGUAUGGGCUUAGUAAGAGAAUUUGGGAGAAACCCGAGCUGAACUUUCAGGAAAAAUACGCUCAUGAUCAGCUAACAGAGUAUUUAGCAGCACGAGGUUUUGAUGUGACGCCUCAUUACACUUUGGAUACCGCUUUUCGAGCUGAAACCGGUGAAGAUGGAGGCCUUACAGUUGGUUUGAUUUGUGAAUACGACGCUUUACCAGAAGUGGGUCACGCGUGUGGACACAAUUUGAUCGCUGAAUCUGGUGUAGCCGCGGCUGUAGGUAUAAGCUUGGAUUUAAUGAACCGAAUAGUCAGACCAUCUUUCGAAGAGACCCUUUCUCGGUUUUUUAACUUUUGACUAGUACCAGUUAUCGAAAAGUUAAAGUACGCCUCAAAAUUAGUAAAGAUGCCAAGUUUGAACGUGAUUUGUUGAAAAGUAACACAGAUAUAGUUCCCCAAAGUCGGCGAAAUUUACAGGCGUUUGUAUGGUGGGGGGCAAGUUCGUGUCCCCCACCAUGCAAUUACCGUUUGUAAAAUAAAGUAAGCUCAUCACCUUUAAACUUGGUACGUCCCCUAAUUUAAAGGCGCUCUUUCAGUCAUUGUCAAUGCAUAUUCACUAACUGGUCGUAAUUAAAACUUGUAAAAAAACCUUGCAAGUGUCUAUUCAGUAGGCCAAGGGCAAUAAAAGUUGAGAUUUAGGCAUGAAUAAUUCAGUUCUUUUGUUCUAUUCCCCUGGGCGUCAGAGCCAACUAUGAAUUUUGAUAAUUUGAAACUAUGCCUUCCUAUUUUACAUCCACAUUCCGACACAUCGUCUACAGAGGAGAUUUUUCUUGAGGGGUCCCCCCUGUUAGAUUUCAGAGGGAGUCAAUCAUGAGGUCAAAGGUACAUUAGGGGUGGCGAAUGGUAAAAUCCGAGACUCGCCGAGAAGCCGAGAUCCUAGUUAGAAAUCCGAGCCCGAGACUCUUUGGUAAAAAGUUUUGAGACUCAAAAAAAGUAAAAACAAACCAUGCAAAAACGAGACUUCGAGACUUAUCAAAAAUGCUUCCGAGAUUUCAAGAACCUGCCAAAAUUUUCCGAGACCCACGUUUUUCGUGGUACCAUUCGCCACCCCUUACAUUGUGGAUGAAGGGGAUUGUUAUUCGAAAUGUCAAUGAAUUUGGGAAUGAAAAAGGAGAAAGUUAUGUCAUCAAUAUUGGGAUGGUGAAACAGUUUUUCUGAUGAAGUUGAGUAGUGCUGUAAAACUUCUUUUCGGAAAGGGACAAAUUAACAUUGCCACAUCUUCUGAAGGCGGGUAAAGAACAAAAAACAUUCCAUUUUUAGGGAGCUUCAAGAGUUAAUGUUAAUUUCUAAAGAGGUAACCCCUGGAAGGGGUUAGGCAAAAUAUCAUCAAUAAAUUAUUGUGCAUCCCCCCCUCUCAAAUAAGCCCCGGCUCCCGCUUAAAAGCUCCCCUUUUCAGGGGAAUAAAAAUCAAUAAGCCCUCGGAUUUGAUUCUGAUCCUUGGCUGCAUGACCUCCAACCUUCUUGUACCUGAGCUAAUCCACUUUGUAUUCUAAGGUCUUUAUGGAGAACUGAUACCAUCAUCUUUUCUAACUUGAAUAAGCCCACCCCCCCUCCCCAUCAAUAAAUUGAGCUUGAAAUAAGUAAGCCUGCCCCCAAGGGGGGCUUAAUAGAUGAUUUACAGUAUAUCAAGUGAGUGGGAGAGGACCCAGGGAACCAGCUUAGCCCAGUUGUACAGUACCCAGUUUUAUUAAAAACCCUGAAAAUUUUAUUCUUAAAAAUACUUUCAUUCCAUCAGACUGUUUAUCAGCAGUAUUCAGUGCAUUUUUGGUACUUACCACUUUGCCUUGUGAAAAAAUAGGUCUAAAGAUUGCUUUAGAGGCUGUCAACCAGAAGCCAAAGGUAAAAAUAGUAGUUUUUGGAACUCCAGCUGAGGAAGGAGGAGGAGGCAAGAUUUUGAUGAUUAACAAUGGUUGCUUCAAAGGUGUUGACUUCUGCUUGAUGGUUCAUCCCUGUCCAUAUGAUGUCCUCAAGCCCUCUUUUCUAGCUUUAGAAAACGUCAUAGUCAACUACAAAGGUCAUGCCGCUCAUGCUGCAGCAUUUCCUUGGGAAGGAAUCAAUGCACUGGACGCGGCAGUUAUGGCUUAUAACAACGUAAGCAUGUUGCGACAACAAAUGAAGCCCACAUGGAGAGUACAUGGUAUCAUCUCUGAAGGAGGUGUGAAGCCGAACAUUAUUCCAGAGCAAACCAAGCUUCGGUAUACUAUUAGAGCUCCAACUAGUGAGGAAGUUAAAGUGCUACGACAGAAGGUGACAAGUUGUUUUGAAGCAGCUGCAACAGCUACUGGUAAGCGAUGGCCAGUCUUAUUUUUUCUUCUUUAUCAGAAAACUGACUUACAGGGUACAUGCUCAGCCUCUUUUAUUAGCCUGUGCACAGAUGUCUCAUCAUGUCAUUGUUUUCACAAACCAAUCAAAAAAGCAAACAGAGACAGUGGCAAGUAGAUUACAUUUGAUCAAAAUGCAAAGAGAAAGAUGACAAGAUGACAAGCUCUUCUUUUAUGCUGCUACAGCCAUUGGUAAUAUUCAGUGCAGAUCCAGAGGAAGGGUCCAGUGUCCCCCCAAUUUUUAGACUAAACAGAGACCACCCAACCACCCCUCUCUAUCUCAGGGUCUGGAUGACUUUAAUAUUAUGCUGUAGAUGUUCACAUCAAAAUGCUGUCUUCACAGUAUAACAGUACUUGGUUUAUUAAUUUUAUUAGACAUUUCUUUCUACACAACCCUAAGUGACAUCUGUAUGGGAGAAAAUGUUCCCUUUCUAUGCUAACAAUCCAAAUGAGGCAAAAUGUUUUUGCAAUUUAAUGCAAAAUUAUGUUGUAACUUUUUAUGGCAGCCUCCCUCCUUCCACUCUUCAAUAUUAUGAUGUCUGAUAUGUAUCAAUUCUUCUUCCUUACUCGAAGUUUGUCUCUUGUUUCAUUCAGGAUGUGAAUUGUCUCUCGAGUGGGGUUCAACACGUUAUGCCAAUGUGAUAACCAAUCCAACCUUGGCAGACCUCUACCAAGCUAAUGCUGAGACCUUUGGAAUUAUCCUUGAUUCUGUUAAACCAGAAGGGCAAGGAUCAACAGAUAUGGGCAAUGUGUCUCAUAUUGUUCCCUCAACUCAUGUUUUGUACUCCAUUGGUAGCACAGCUGUGAACCAUUCCCAUGCAUUUACUGCGGCAGCAAUUACAGAAGUUGCUCAUCAGAAGACUCUAAUUGCGAGCAAGGCAAUGGCCAUGACGGCUAUUGAUGUUGUAUGCAAACCUGAAUUGAUGGAGAAAGUAAAAAAUGACUUUGCAAAAUCACAUGCAACAAGUUCAUGAGUUGUGUUAAAGUGAUGACAGUUAGAGGACUUUCCAUCAAAUGGAAG
This is a messenger RNA of Porites lobata, 44572 nucleotides long. The record is from the annotation of a GenBank genome assembly. NCBI's taxonomy places the organism in Eukaryota, Metazoa, Cnidaria, Anthozoa, Scleractinia, Poritidae.